AUGGGAGUUCAUCGCCAGACAUUUUAUUUUCCUUCUCAACGUUUAUUUCUUCCUUUUAAUCAGGAUACUCUUCAUUCUGAAUGUUUACGUCGAAAUGCAGAUAUUCAUUCACUUAUUUCACAAUUGGGACAAUUACAACGUUCCCAACUCGAACAAAUCCAGACAAUUCCACUCAAUACAGAAAAGGAAGCUAGAAGUCAUUUUGUGGGAAUGAGAGAAAAGCUUAAUUCUUAUUCAACUGAAGUGGCAAAGCAAAUAGCUGAGGCGGAUAGGUUAUGUGUUGAGUGUGCUGAUUCACUUAGUCCUGAACAGUUUCACCUUCUUAAGGAAAAUCGUCAUUGUUUACAACAUACAUUUGAACGUUUGGAACGGCAAGCUGAUGCUAUACUUGCACGUUUAGAUUUAGCAACCGCCCUUUUGUUAGAAUUUACAUCACGUGCAAGCUCAUUUCAAUCUUGGGUUUUCGAACAUGGAAGGCAAUUGGAUUCGUUGAGAGCAGAAUCGGGCGAUCCAGAAAAACUAGAUAACAUAAGAAGAGCAUUUGAAGAUUUGAAUGAAAUAAUUUUGUCUAAAAGACCAGAGUUAAACUCAAUUGAACAGUUGGCCCAAAGAAUUGAAGUUGAAAUAGCUGCUUAUGUUGAUGAAAUAAAUGACCGGGGAGGCGGUAUGUCUUCACCUAUUUGUGAAGGUAUAGCAUUGGUCACAACAACACAGCUGUUACAACAACACCAAGUCCGUGAAACUGUUUUGAGGGCGCAAGAAGAUUAUGAGUCAUUAUUAUCUGCAAAACAAGAAUUAGAUCAAUUAUUACAAGGAUUAUCUAGUAAUUCAAUGCAAUAUCAACAAAGACUUGCAGAAUGGUUAAGCCAUGCUGAGAAACAAAUAUUACUUUUUAAUGAUUUACCGAUUCAUCCAAAAGAAUUAACAGAACAAAGCGAAGAAUUAGCUGAUUUUGUAAACGAAAUUUCAAUGCAAGCUCCAUUAUUAGGUAAGAGAAAAAUACAUAUUAAAGGGUAA
Messenger RNA from Meloidogyne enterolobii, 1017 nucleotides. NCBI's taxonomy places the organism in Eukaryota, Metazoa, Nematoda, Chromadorea, Rhabditida, Meloidogynidae. The record is from the annotation of a GenBank genome assembly.